UUAGCUACUUUAUACUUAUUUAUCUAAAAAAAACUAGUUAGGCUCUGUACAUAUUCUUGAUGACAAAAGUAAAUUAAUUCCAUACAUUUGCAGAAUGGAGCUUCCAGAGGCCUUGGCUUUUCUUGAAAUCGAAACUUUACCAUCUAUACUAUCAAUUUACAAGUUUUUUUUAGGACUUCUAUCCUUAUUUAAUGACAAUUCAAAGUAUUACAAGCCUUCCUUUGAAAUUAAAGAGGGGCAGGUGUUUGACUAUUUAGUUGUCGGAGCGGGUUCGGCCGGCGCGGUAGUUGCUAAUCGGCUCACUGAAAUUGGCAACAUUACUGUACUCUUAAUAGAAGCUGGAGGAAUACCACCAGAGGCUUCAAAUGUUCCAGCUUUAUUUCCACUUAUUGAUAGAAAUAAGUACGACUGGAAUUUUUAUACAACAAAUGACGAAUUCACUAGUCAAGCACAUGCUACUAAAAAUAUACAUGUUGCUCAAGGCAAAAUGCUCGGAGGAUCUAGUAGUUUAAAUUAUAUGUCUUACGUUCGAGGGAGUAAGGAAGAUUAUAAUGGAUGGGCUUCAAUGGGAAAUAAGGGAUGGGAAUGGAAAAACGUCCUCAAAUAUUUCAUGAAAAGCGAACGCUUGGAUGAUGUUGAUAUUAUCACGGGUUCUUCUGGUAAUUUACACUCAACAAAGGGACCGAUCACUGUUACACGUACUAAUUGGGGUCCAAGAACUCAACAUUUAUUUGAAGCAUUCUCAGAAAACUACCCAAUACUUUUAGACGUUAACGGACCUGUACAAGUUGGUUAUUCGAUGGCUCAAUUUGCAACCAAUAACAAUAUCCGCCAGAGUACUGCCGUUUCUUAUCUCAGAGAUCUAAAAUAUCGCAAUAAUUUUUAUUUGCUACUAAACAGUUUAGUUACAAAAAUUUUCUUCAGCAGGAACAAUAGAGCGGUCGCGCUUGAAAUUUUGAUGCAAAAUCAAAGAAAAAUAAAUAUUGGCGUUCGAAAAGAAAUAAUAGUGUGCGCGGGAGCAAUCAACAGCCCGAAGUUGUUACUAUUGUCCGGUAUUGGACCUUAUUACCACCUGCAAAAAUUAAAGAUCAAUGUCGUCGUCAAUUCUCCUAAAGUGGGUCAAAAUUUACAAGAUCACGUUUUAGUUCCGGUACAAAUUAGCGGAAAAGAAGGUUAUUCUUCUAUCAUACAAAACAUAGAUUACAUUACUAACCUGGAUAAGUUUCCUAAUCCAGUACUCACAGGUCGCAUAGCUCUGGAUAAAUCUCAAACUUAUCCCGAUUAUCAGUCUUACGUUCUGCCAUUUCCAAUUGGCUCCCUUAUUUCAGGCUUACUAUGUCAAGUUGGCUUUGAGCUGAAUAAAGAUGUUUGUGCAGAAGCAAUUAAAGCCUGCCUCAGUGGAGAAUCAGUAUUCGCUGUAAUCGCUCUUCUUCAUCCCGAGUCAAGAGGCAGUGUCAAUCUCGUCGAUAACAACCCAACUACACCUCCGUUAAUUCACUCUGGAUAUUAUUCAGACACAAGAGAUUUAGAACGCCAUGCCUUUUAUAUGGAAGAUUAUGUUAGAUUAAUCAAUACGACCUAUUUCAGAAACAUCAAGUCGAAGGUCGUGAACUACAAUCUGAAACAAUGUAAUCAAUUCAAAUUUCUCAGUCAUGAGUAUUGGAAAUGUCAUGUUUUGAAUUUGGGUUCUACAAUGUGGGCUCAUUCGGGGACUUGCGCCAUGGGGCCUAAUGGGGUGGUCGAUGCACGGUUAAGGGUUAGAGGUGUUAAGGGCUUAAGAAUAGUGGAUGCAAGCAUCAUGCCUAAGGUUGUUGGCGCUAAUCUUUAUGCGGCAAUUCUGAUGAUAGCCGAAAAAGCAGCUGAUAUGAUCAAAGAAGACACUUAUAAAUUUUAA
Molecule: messenger RNA, 1894 nt
Organism: Bombyx mori (domestic silkworm)
Lineage: Eukaryota; Metazoa; Arthropoda; Insecta; Lepidoptera; Bombycidae
Product: ecdysone oxidase
Exons: 3
Coding region: 95-1894 (599 amino acids)
Molecular function (GO): oxidoreductase activity, acting on CH-OH group of donors; flavin adenine dinucleotide binding
Source: RefSeq, a predicted model, not a curated record